Messenger RNA from Linum trigynum, 714 nucleotides. The record is from the annotation of a GenBank genome assembly. NCBI's taxonomy places the organism in Eukaryota, Viridiplantae, Streptophyta, Magnoliopsida, Malpighiales, Linaceae.
AUGAAGUUCGAUGGCGAUGAUAGUGCUUAUGAAUUUUAUAAAGCAUAUGCCCACAAUAUUGGUUUCAGUGUAAAGAAGCGUUACGUCAAGCGAACGCGAGCUGGUCACGUGGAAAGAAGAACAUUUUGUUGUUCUAAAGAAGGCAAAAAGGGUUUCGAUAAAAGGCGUGAGAAUGUGGCUUUUGAGCGACCAGUUAAAAGAAUCGAUUGUUUAGCACAAAUGACUUGUCAAUUGAAAAAGGAUGGCUUGCUGGAGAUUGUUUCAUUUGAAGCAAAUCAUAAUCAUGACCUUGCUCCCACUCCAAUGAAGCAUGCUGAGCUUGAUGAUGAUGAUCUUGUUCUGAAUAUGUUCUGGGAUGAUGGCAGGUCAAUCAUUGAUUACAAGUACUUCGGCGAUGUUAUAUGUUUUGAUACAUAUAGAACUAAUGAGUAUGGUCGACCGUUUGCUCCAUUUGUGGGAGUCAAUCAUCUGAAGCAGACAGUGAUCUCUGGGGCAGCAUUACUGUAUGAUGAAACAAUAUCCUCCUUCAAGUGGUUGUUUGAAGCAUUUUUGGGUGCAAUGGCUGGAAAACAACCCAAAACCAUAUUGACAGAUCAAUCAGCUGCUAUGGCCAAAGCAAUUGAAGAGGUCCUAGCACAUAAAGUGAAGCAUAGGCGCAAGUUUCAAGUCAAUCAGAGAUCAAUUGACGAUUCGAGAGAGGAAACUAGGGCAUGA